Messenger RNA from Phoenix dactylifera (date palm), 3371 nucleotides. RefSeq names its product putative inactive histone-lysine N-methyltransferase SUVR2. NCBI's taxonomy places the organism in Eukaryota, Viridiplantae, Streptophyta, Magnoliopsida, Arecales, Arecaceae. The record is from RefSeq and is a predicted model, not a curated record. Gene Ontology annotation, molecular function: protein binding; zinc ion binding; histone methyltransferase activity. Gene Ontology annotation, cellular component: nucleus.
GCUAAGGGUUGGAAAAGUAAGAUAUUUAAAGAUAGUCCGCGGGAGCAGGAGACAAUGACGGUUUCCCUGUCGCAGUGUCACGUCCCUUCCUCUUCGCCUCUGUGCGUGCAUUCCUCGCCGGGAAACUUUUAGAGAGUGAGAGUGAGAGAGAGAGAGAGGGGGGAAGGGAGAAAUGGAGGGAUAAAGAUUGCUCCUUCUUUUCCUCGCUCUCCAAAACGCUAAUCCCUGGGUUACGAGCGAAAUAGAUCCCUGAGGUAGGGGAAGCGACGGCGAGCAUUUCCUAGGGUUUUUGGAGAGAGAUCUUUCAUGUUAUCGGCGUCUUUCUUCUGGUUCGUGUUGUCGCUGCUGAGUGGUCGAGAACAGCUGCGGAAACUAGGGUUUUGAUGCUUGUCUAAGACGCGGUUUCUAAAGGUGUGCCGGCUUGGUGUGCUUAGACAGCUUUGGGCAGUACCAAGCUCGGAAUGGCACUGAAACCACAAAUAGCUAAAGCUCUGAAUGCGAUGAAGGACAUUGGCAUUCCUGUGCAUACAACGAAACCAGUCUUGAAGAAGCUUUUGCAAGUGUAUGAGAACAACUGGGAGUAUAUCGAAGCUGAGAACUACAGGGUUCUUGCAGAUGCUAUUCUUGACCUGCAGGAGUCCAAGGAUAAGAAAAGUGAUCCAGCGGAGAAGCAAAAUGAUAUUGAUGUUGGUGGUAGGAGAAAAGUAGCUACUUCAAGUGAUGAGACUGAGAAUUAUAGGAAGAAGCUUAGAACGAGGCAGGAGGAACAAGGCCCUUCAACUUUAAUGCAAAAUUCUGAAAUACAUGCUUAUGAGAGGCCAAAAAAAGAAGAUAUUUCACCUGAGUCACAUACUGUUCAGCAACAGGUGGAGCCAGCUUCACAUCGAACAAAGCAUAGAGGUAAAUGGACUGAGCUCCCAUCAUCUGAGCCUUCUUCUGCAGAAAGGAGUGAGGUUGUGCCACCUCCACAUUCUAUGAGAUCUGAAAGGCCUGGACAAGCGUCAUCUCAGAAAAUGUCCAGAGUGUCAAGGGCUUUGAUGCUUGCACAUAACAGUCCUGGUUCUGCAGAAAGGACUGAGGUUGUGCCACCUCCACAUUCUAUGAGAUCUGAAAGGCCUGGGCAAGCAUCAUCUCCGAAAAUGUCCAGAGUGUCAAGGGAUUUGAUGCUUGCACAUAACAGUCGUGGUCAGGGAAAUGCAAAGUCAAGUUCACAUUUGACCUAUCGGAGAGAUAAGCACCCAGUGAAUAAGAGAAUGGAAGACUUGAUGUGUUGUAAAGAACCUAAGGUCAAAUCUGGCACGGUGAUCUUGCCAGCACAUGGAACUGGUAACUGUCAUGCUGCUGCAGCUAGACAGAUGGACGGGCCAACUGGUGGUCAGUCUCUGGCAUCUGAGGUUCCUCUUGCAAUGAUAUGCCCUCCUGUCUCAUUUCCUGCUAUAGAUAAAGAUCAUCGAGGGCAUCGGGGCUUGGAUGGUUCUUCAAAGCAAAAUGGCUGUGCUUCACAAAAAAAGGCAUCUGAGACACUCGCAACACAACAUGCAGAUAGGAGGGGAAAGAGAAUUGUCACAGAUGCUGCAGACAAGAACAUAAGCCCCUCCGACCUUCUAAGUGUUCAGGAAAAAUCUUCCACCAAUGUUGAGAUAGCUUCCUCAGCUAUGGGUGAAGUCAAGCUUUCAUUUACAUGUGACACUGGUGCACUUGACCGCCCAGAUUUCCAUAUGCCAAGCAUGGAGGCUGUAUGCAAGAUGGUAGAGGAUAAAUGUUUAAGAUCCUACAAGAUUUUCGAUCGUAAUUUCUCUCUUAUGAAUAUCAUGAAAGAAAUGUGCCGGUGUUUUCUGGAGUUGGGUUCUGAAUCCUCAGAAGAUAGAGAGGAAAAUAUCAUACACAUAGUUCCUACUCUUGAGUCACUAAAAAGAUCUGGUAUCCAACAUAUGUUGGGGAACAUGCCUGCAUGUCCUUCAAAGGGCCCAAAUGGUCACUGCCUGAAUGUGAAAAUUCAUGAAAAUAAUGUAAAUGCAAGGGCAAAGAAGCAAAUUGGAGAGUGCUCAAAUAUCAGUUCACGAAGUUUGGUUGUGGUUCCACAGCCAGAGAUUGCACUUGGUGAUUUAAGACCAGCCCAUGAUGUAAAUGAUGUAACUAAAGGUGAAGAAAGAGUUAGAAUCUCCAUAGUGAAUGAAGUCAACAGCGAGCAAUAUCCGCCAUCUUUUUUCUAUAUACCACAUAAUAUUGUUUACCAAAAUGCAUAUAUAAAUCUUUCACUUGCUCGAAUUGGGGAUGAAAGUUGUUGUUCGGAUUGUUUUGGUGAUUGUUUGGCAGCAAGAAUCCCUUGUGCAUGUGCAGGAGAAACUGGAGGUGAGUUUGCCUACACAAGGGAUGGCCUACUGAGAAAGGAUUUUCUGGAUGCCUGUAUCUCAAUGCAUUGUGCUCCACAGAAACACCAUUACUUUUACUGUAAAGAUUGCCCCCUAGAAAGGUCCAAGAAUGAGGUCGGUCCUGAUCCAUGUAAGGGACAUUUACUUAGAAAGUUUAUUAAGGAAUGCUGGAGUAAGUGCGGAUGCAAGAAAGAAUGUGGAAAUCGAGUAGUUCAGCGAGGCAUAACAUGCAAUCUUCAGGUGUUUUUUACUGGUCAAAGGAAGGGGUGGGGACUCCGUACGCUUGAUGAACUGCCUAGAGGCACGUUUGUAUGUGAAUAUGUUGGGGAAAUAUUGACAAACAUGGAGCUGUAUGAUCGAACCAUUCAGACCACUGGUAAUGCAAAACAUACAUAUCCAGUGCUGAUGGAUGCAGAUUGGGGCACUGAAGGAGUUCUAAAAGAUGAAGAAGCCCUUUGUUUGGAUGCCACAUUUUAUGGAAACGUGGCAAGAUUUAUUAAUCACAGAUGUUUUGAUGCAAACCUUAUUGGAAUACCAGUUGAAGUGGAGAUUCCUGACCACCAUUAUUACCAUCUAGCUUUUUUCACAACCAGGAAAAUAGAAGUUCUUGAGGAAUUAAAUUGGGACUAUGGAAUUGAUUUUGAUGAUCACACUCACCCAAUCAAGGCAUUUAAAUGUCGCUGUGGAAGCAAAUUUUGCCGAGACAUGAGAAAUGUUUCGAGAACCACAUCAAGUGCGUUAGUUUUGCGGUGAACCAAUGGAGAUCUAUCAAAGCAUCCUACAAGGUAGAGAUUGCCGACUCGAGGUUUUAUAGUCAAAAGGGAACAGGUAAAGUGGAGCAAACAAGCUGGUUUUUUUUGGGUGGUUGGUAUACCUUUCAGGAUUUAACAGUCAAUUCUGCUUUCUCGGAUUGCGUGAAAUGUUUAAUUUUUGUCGAUGCUUUAAUGAAUUGUUGAGCAGCAGCUUCGAUUUUAUGAUUGCGAACGUACAUCCCCUUCA